This is a messenger RNA of Didymodactylos carnosus, 3641 nucleotides long. NCBI's taxonomy places the organism in Eukaryota, Metazoa, Rotifera, Eurotatoria, Philodinida, Philodinidae. The record is from the annotation of a GenBank genome assembly.
GGGGAUGUAUCAUUUUAAUCAGAAAUUUGCGCGCUACAAUCCUGCAUUAUUAAGAAAGGCUUGGGUUAUUUUUUGGGAUUUCUGAAAAACUGGUUUUCCAGAAGACUGGAUCUUCGAAGAACUAUGAGCCAGUCCCAUGAUCAUAUUCGGAAUCAGCAUUGUCGAUAACGUAUAACUCGCUAGAUGUCGAUCAAAAAGCUUUUAAUCACCUCGAAAGGUUCCCUCGUAAGUUCAUUCACUAAUUCGGACAACUGAUUGUUUUUCACAUUGAAGUCAGUAUCUUUGAGACUCAGAUCUUUCACGUGCGUUCCCCAGUUCUAUACGGUCUAAAAUCAAGGGACCAAACCGACGCGACGACCGACUGUUUCAAAACGCUCUAGACACUGUUAUAAAAUCCGCACAAAAGCUUCCAGUUAUCAAAAAAUUUAGUACCGGAGAGAAGCCGACGAAAGCACGCUCGUUCUUUACAAACUUUGUAGGCGAACAAGAAUUUGGAAAGGUUAGUUUUUUGAUCGAAAAUGCGUAAACGUAAGAGGGCUCUUGGUGUGGGCUAAAAAUCUUCCUAUACCGUACCACACCGAGCAGUCCGUCGGGUCAGUUCCAUCUGUAUGGCAUUCGUGCACUAAUUAGCAGUAAUUAGAAAUCGAACGUAGUUGGAAACGUAAAAUUUUUAAAUAGGACGUAAACUUAAAUAAUAAAAUUUAUCUUUUUGCAUGUCCAGACUCCAUAUAAAAGCUGUGAACCAUGUAGAAUCAGUUCUGUGUAAUGCUGCUUGCCAAUUUUGUAAUUCGUUUUUGUGAUAGAGCCGAAAUCCGAUGUAUGACUAAUUGGUAGAAUAAAAUCUGGAAGAAAGAGAUCAAAGUGAGCUGACGAAAAAAUGUUGGCCUCUUAGAAAGCAACCUUUUGUGAAACAGUGGGCUUUGUAAUGGAAAUACACAUUGUCAGAGCCGAGCUUUUUAGCGUAGCUAUUGCUAAUUACUAUGGAGACUAGUAAAACUGUAACACUAAUUCUGAUGUUGCUAUUUUUCUUAGAAAUAGCAGUUCCCUCACGGUUUCAACUAUUACGUGCACUUUUACAAAAAGUGAUUCUUUAUAUUAGAAGUUUUAAUAUUUGCAAUCACUGUGCCCCAACAACAGAUCCGCAUGAACACAAGAAUGAACGGAUUACAACAUAUCUGUCUAUUUUUCUGUUAGUCUCAUCACUCUGUAUUCUUAUUAUCUAUACAGCAGAAAAAUCAAUAACAGUAACAAGAACUGUGCAAAAUCCUACCAUUGAUGUGUAUACGAAACUCUAUCCACUUUACAAUGACACAUUACAAUGUCCUUGCACCCAAGCAACGAUUAAAUACAAAGAUUUUAUUCAACUGAAUGUGUCUUAUCACCGUAUUUGUCAAAGUGAUUUUGUUCAGAACAGCUGGUUUCAAUAUAUUUAUAGUACAUCGACAAAUGUGAUCAAUAAUGGAUCGACUGACUUUCUGUACCAAUUUGAACUAUUAGGCACUCUGUGCGAAUUAACGAACGAUGCUGUUAUCAAUUCAUUUGCACUGCUUAGCAACACUUUCUUUGUUACGACUUUUGUUAAUCCGGAAACAGUACUUAAUUUAACAGUUAACGCCGCGAUGGACACAUUUCGAAAGACCACAAAUAACUCAUUUCAAAAUUUUCUAAGUUUAGUACAGGGAAUAACGCAUGGUAAUCAGUUUUUAUCAGGGCUACUAACAAAUUCUUAUAUAUAUGACGGUGUUAUAUACAGUGAGGUAUACAACGACAGUAUAUGCCAAGUAGAUUCUACAACCAUAGUUCCAGCUAUUAUUCCUGGCUUAAUGGACGGAUGUUAUAUUCUCGAUUCAUUACUACAGUCAGAUUUGAGAUGUUUUUAUGAUCAAGAGUGUUUUGCUGAUUUGCAACUUCGUCUUUUUAAUUCAACCAAUUUCACUGCAAACUUUACCAUCCUCGAUUCAACAUUUCCAAGUCAAUAUUUGCCGAAUACAAGUAUUGAUAGUAUAUUAAAAAAUCUGAUGAUUGAGAAUUGGAGUAUUAACGAAAAUUAUUAUGAUCUUUACUAUAAGCAGUGUAAUGUGCAAAAAUGUAUCUACACAUAUCAAUCAUCCAAUGAUCUUGUUUACAUGAUUAUAACCGUGCUUGGACUCAUUGGUGGGCUCGUUACAGUUCUAAAAGUACUUUUAUUGGCUGUAGUUCGAUUUAUACGAAAGAAGAAGACUGCAACCGUUGCAGAGAAAAUUACAUUACAAAUCCGAAUACGACAACUUUCUUGGAAAAUGAACAGGUGCAUAACAAACUUCAAUUUAUUUGUAUCUGGCCCUACUGAUGUACAUGAACAAAAUAAUGAAUUAAUUUCAACACGUGUAUUUCUUGUUGCAUUAGCAUUAUCCCUCUCUAUUCUUAUUAUCUAUACAGCAGAAACGGUAGUUACAAUAAUGAAGCCUGUUCAAAACCCAAGUUUUGAUCGUUAUAAAAAUCUUCUUUUGAAAUAUCCAGAUACAUUAAAAUGUCCUUGUACACCUGUAUCAAUCAAAUACAAGGGAUUCAUUCAAUUUAAUCCCAGUUACCACCCAGUGUGCUCUUCUGAUUUCAUACAAACUGAAUGGAUUGAAAAUAUCGCGCUUAUUUGUGACUCGUGUACACUUACUUUUAUUCAAGAUAUUUGUAAUACUGGACCUCCAUCGUUUGAUCUGUUAGCAACAUUAUGCCAGUUAGUACAAACGACGAGUGCUAAUUCACUUCUUAGUCUUAAUGAAAGUUAUUAUAUUACAGAUUAUGUACAGGCGGAAAAUUUAUUCAACAUAGCGACGAAUGCAUUCGUCAAUAAUUUUCAACGAUCAUUAGCAACUACAUUUAAUUUAUCAAUAAAAUAUUUGCAAGAAACAACUAAAGGUAAUCAAUUAAUGUCUGCAUUAGCGACAAAUUACUAUAUUAAUCUGUCUGAUAGUUCAGAUAGUUUAUUUCCAGUAUCUUAUAAUAAUUGUAAUUGUGCAUCAUUACAAUCAACAUGUCUUACAGAACAAAUAGGACACACGGAUACGCCGAUAAUUAAUUAUAAUACUCAUAGUUAUGAUUGCUACUAUCAACCAAAUUUUACAGUACCACACAUUUAUACUGGAUGCUAUGUGUUAGAUUCAUUAUUACAAUCUGAUUUAACAUGUUUCUAUGACCAAAGCUGCCUGAAUCAAUUACAAUCAUUCAUAAAUAUAACACUUAUGAAAAACUACGGACGAUCUACUGCUAUCAAUGUGACAGCUCUCAAAUGGUUGUCUUCGUCAAGUAAAUAUCCGCCGAAUAUGACUAUUGCUGAAAUAUUAAGCACGCUAAUGGUUGUACACUGGAAUCCAGAGAUUUCGUAUGAUGACUACUAUCAGCAAUGCAAUGUAACAGAAUGUACCUAUACCUAUCAACAACAACAUAAUUUACUUUAUAUGGUGACAACGAUCAUCGGUCUUAUCGGUGGAGUUGUAAAAGUAUUAAAAUUCCUUAUUCCAAUUCUUAUCAAAUUACUACGAAAUACAAUUAUUCCAUUCGUACACAGUUUGAGACGAAAGAAUCGAGCGAAAGCAACUCAAGUUUUACCGGUAGCUACUGUAACAAAUAAUCAACACACGGAAACACGACAUACUUUGCCAUAG